AUGGACAGAGUGUAUUUGGAUGACAGUGGAGAACUGGCAGCCGACUUGGACAUUGUGAACUGGGUGGUGUUUCCCAAUAACUCUGUCCUUAAGGUGAAGUUUGGGAAUCUGUACAGAGAGGGAUCCCCAGACCUACACUUCACCAUCAACCAGGAUGCCAUUGUGUGGCCUAAAUGGCUCAACCAGACCCUGCCUUCUUCCAGGUGUGUGGAAAGCUGCCGCCCUGGAUUUGUCAAGGUGGUUCAGGAAGGAAAUCCACUUUGCUGCUAUGACUGCGUUCCCUGUGGGGAAGGGACCAUCUCCACUCAGGAAGAUGCAGAGUGGUGCACCAAAUGUCCAGUAGAUCAGCAUCCAAACAAGGACAAAGAUCAGUGUAUCCCCAAGACUAUCACCUUCCUGGCCUAUGAAGAUUCUUUGGGGAUCCUCCUGGCUUGUCUCAUCCUGUUUUUGUCCUUGACCACAGGCUUUGUUUUAGGUACUUUCAUUGCAUUCCAAGAAACUCCGAUAGUCAAAGCCAACAACCGGGACCUCUCCUACAUCCUCCUCGUCUCCCUCCUGCUUUCCUUUCUGUCCUCCUUCCUCUUCAUCGGCCAGCCAAGAAAAGUGACCUGUUUUCUCCGACAAACAGCCUUCAGCAUCAUCUUCUCAGUUGCUGUCUCUUCUGUGUUGGCAAAAACCAUCACUGUAGUACUGGCCUUCCUAGCCACAAAGCCAGGGAACAGAGCGAGGAGAUGGCUGGGGAAGUGUCUGGCCAACUCCAUUGUUAUUUCCUGUUCCAGUGCCCAAGUUAUCAUAUGCACCAUCUGGUUGAGUAUCUCUCCCCCAUUUCCAGAGUCUGACAUGCACUCCCAGCCUGGAGAGAUCAUCCUGCAAUGCAAUGAAGGGUCUGUCACCAUGUUUUAUGUUGCUCUUGGCUACAUGGGCUUCCUGGCUGCCAUCUGCUUCAUGGUGGCUUUCCUGGCCAGGAAGCUGCCUGGGGCCUUCAAUGAAGGCAAGCUGAUCACUUUCAGCAUGCUGGUCUUCUGCAGUGUUUGGGUCUCCUUUGUGCCCACCUACCUGAGCACGAAGGGGAAAUACAUGGUAGCCGUGCAGGUCUUCUCCAUCUUGGCCUCCAGUGCUGGGCUUCUGGGCUGCAUCUUCAUUUCCAAGUGCUACAUUAUUUUCCUGAGGCCUGAUCUGAAUACAAAGACACAUUUAACAACAAAAGAUAUCAACCAGAAUCCCAGGCUCUUACCCAACAUCACCCUGGGCUACAGCAUCCAUGAGAACUUUUUUCAAGAAAGGUUGACGUAUGAGGUUUUGUUAGACCUGUUGUCUACUGGGGAGGCGAAUGUUCCAAACUACAACUGUGGAAGAUGGAAUAAUUUACUGGCUGUUCUUGAAGGGGCUGACUCUCAAAACUCCAUCCAGAUGUCAAGCUUGUUGGGCAUCUAUAAAGUCCCACAGGUGGAUGACCAGCACCCGGGGCACUGCCCAGUCCACAACCGACCGGAACAAGUGAGGGUGGGCGGCUGGCAGUACGGCCUUAAAUGGCUGUCUGCCGCCCCGCCACCUAGCUGCGUGCUACGUCAGUGCACCAGCAUGCUGCGUGCAUGCCCCCUCACCAAGAUGGCGGCUCGGCUACGGCCGCAAAACACGUCCCUUCUCCCGCUCCACCCUUUCUUGAGAAGCCCCCAGUUUUACAAUUCCUCCAUGGACAGAGUGUAUUUGGAUGACAGUGGAGAACUGGCAGCCGACUUGGACAUUGUGAACUGGGUGGUGUUUCCCAAUAACUCUGUCCUUAAGGUGAAGUUUGGGAAUCUGUACAGAGAGGGAUCCCCAGACCUACACUUCACCAUCAACCAGGAUGCCAUUGUGUGGCCUAAAUGGCUCAACCAGCAAUUCUUCCCGACCUCAAACAGAGAGCUCUGCUACCCAGUUGUGCAUCAAAGGCAUUACAUAGCAGUGGACUCCUGCCACAGUGUCUGUAUUCCUUAG
Rhineura floridana is the source of this 1977-nucleotide messenger RNA. RefSeq names its product vomeronasal type-2 receptor 26-like. The coding region runs from base 1 to 1977 and encodes 658 amino acids. The transcript has 8 exons. NCBI's taxonomy places the organism in Eukaryota, Metazoa, Chordata, Lepidosauria, Squamata, Rhineuridae. Gene Ontology annotation, molecular function: G protein-coupled receptor activity. Gene Ontology annotation, biological process: G protein-coupled receptor signaling pathway. The record is from RefSeq and is a predicted model, not a curated record. Gene Ontology annotation, cellular component: membrane.